CCCCCACGUUGCAAAUUGCAAUCUCAUCUCUCUCUCUCUCUCUCUCUCUCUCUCUCUCUGAUCCGAUUGUACUGCAGUCGCAUCGACCACUAAGCGAUGACCAGCUUGUUCUUCCUCUUUCAGAUCCACUGUUAGCUUCCGAUUAAGGUUUCAGAUUUUUAGGAGAUAAUUCAUAUCAUGGCACCGGGAAAACACUCUAAGGUUGAUGGCAGAAAAUCUACCAACAAUUACUGUUCUACGGUAACACUGGUGGCUUUUGUGGCUCUCUGCUUGGUCGGCGUAUGGAUGAUGACUUCAUCCUCUGUUGUCCCUCUUCAAAGUUUAGGCACUACACAAAAUAACAAGAAUGAAGUUAGAACAGUAAUAACUAAGAGCUAUGAUACCGAAGAUAGCAAUGAUGAGAACAGUUCAAACGAUGAUGGGACUUCAACUCCUGAUAACAGCAAUUCGAAACAGUUCGAGGAUAAUCCUGGGGAUUUACCUGAGGACGCAACAAAAGGAGAUAGCAGUUCACAACAGGACAAAAGCAAUCCUGUUAACAAUUCUAAAGAGGACACAGAGAUACAUCAAGAAGAGAAAGUUACCAACUCAGAAGAUGCAUCAACAACUAAAACUGCAAAUGAAAAUGAAAAGGGAGAUGCAGAAUCUAAACCAGAGGAUGGGGAGCUUAAAGAUGAGGAGACAAGAGGCGAUGGUGAUAGAAACAAUUCUGGAGGACAAGAAAACCAUGAAGAGGGUAAGGAAGAAAAGGAGGUAAAACAGGAUAGAGAGGACAAAGUUGAUGCUCCGUCAAUUGAGACAUUGCCUGCUGGGGCCCAGUCAGAGCUUUUGAGUGAAACAUCCGUUCAAAAUGGAUCAUUUUCAACUCAGGCAACAGAGUCAAAGAAUGAAAAGGAGGGGCAUAAGUCACCAGAACCUGAGAAAAAUAAUGGGUACCAUUGGAAACUUUGCAAUGUGACUGCUGGGUCCGAUUUUAUUCCAUGCCUUGAUAACUUGCAAGCAAUUAAGAGCCUUCGAUCCACUAAGCAUUAUGAACACAGGGAAAGGCACUGUCCAGAGAACCCUCCUACAUGCCUCGUUCCUCUACCUGAAGGAUACCAACGCCCAAUAGAGUGGCCUACAAGUAGGGAAAAGAUAUGGUACCAUAAUGUUCCUCACACUAAGCUGGCAGAACUUAAGGGACACCAAAACUGGGUGAAAGUUACCGGUGAAUUCCUUACGUUCCCUGGUGGUGGAACUCAGUUUAAGCAUGGCGCCCUCCAUUACAUUGAUUUCAUACAAGAAAUUGUGCCUGAGAUUGGGUGGGGAAAACGGUCACGUGUAAUAUUGGAUGUUGGAUGUGGGGUUGCUAGCUUUGGAGGAUUUCUCUUUGAUAGAGAUGUUCUGACCAUGUCUUUAGCUCCAAAAGAUGAACAUGAAGCUCAGGUUCAGUUUGCACUUGAGAGGGGAAUACCUGCCCUAUCGGCUGUGAUGGGUACACAGAGACUUCCUUUUCCUGGUAGAGUUUUCGAUAUUGUGCACUGUGCCCGCUGCAGAGUUCCAUGGCAUAUUGAAGGCGGUAAACUUCUCUUGGAGUUGAAUCGUCUAUUACGACCUGGUGGUUUCUUCGUCUGGUCUGCUACUCCUAUCUAUCAGAAACUUCCAGAAGAUGUCGGGAUUUGGGAAGCAAUGACAAAGUUAACGAAGUCAAUGUGCUGGGAGGUGAAGGGAGUUGGCAAGGACAAAAUAAACAAAGUGGGUGUGGCUGUAUAUCAGAAGCCCAUGUCUAAUGAAUGCUAUGAAGGAAGAUCACAAAAUGAGCCUCCACUCUGCAAAGAAUCGGAUGAUCCAAAUGCUGCCUGGAAAGUACCUUUGCAAGCAUGCAUGCACGAGGUACCUGUUGCCGCACCAGUGCGUGGGUCCCGGUGGCCCGAGCAAUGGCCAUCAAGGGUGGAAAAAUCACCAUACUGGUUGUUGUCAUCCCAGGUUGGUGUUUAUGGGAAAGCAGCACCCGAGGAUUUCACUGCAGACUUUGAACACUGGAAACGUGUGGUCACCAAAUCGUAUAUGAAUGGCUUAGGGAUAAAUUGGUCAACAGUGAGGAAUGUGAUGGACAUGAGAGCUAUAUAUGGAGGAUUUGCAGCUGCUUUAAAAGACAAGAACAUUUGGGUGAUGAACGUGGUCUCAGUUGAUUCUCCGGAUACACUACCCAUAAUAUAUGAGCGAGGACUAUUUGGAAUAUAUCAUGACUGGUGCGAAUCAUUCAGCACAUACCCAAGAUCUUAUGAUCUUCUCCAUGCAGACCAUCUAUUCUCCAAGAUCAAAAAUAAAUGUAAUAUGACGGCUUUGGUUGCGGAGGUGGAUAGGAUCUUGCGACCCGAAGGGAACCUAAUUGUUCGUGAUACAGUAGAGACCAUCAAUGAAGUGGAGAACAUGUUGCGGUCCAUGAAUUGGGAAGUCCGGUUAACCUACUCAAAGGACAAGGAAGGAUUGCUAUGCGUGCAAAAGAGCAUGUGGAGGCCCGUAGAGGUAGAAACCAUCCCGUAUGCCGUCGGUUAAAAGAGGUAACAUAUGUUCUUUUCGAAUUGGUGUUCUUGUAUCAUAGUAUUUUAGCCGGUUAGCGCUUGUUCUUGAUUACGAGGUGGAGUUUAAGUUGUGGGUAUUGUGGUCUGAUUGUAGGAGAUGCUACGUAACGUUUAUUUUUAAAACUGCAUGCAUUCGUUGGAGAGGGCUUCAUGUUGGAAUUAGACAUGCAAAUUUUGAGUGUAUUUUCUUGGAAUUUUGUUUUAAGCUGUCUUAUUAGUUAUUAGGGUUUUUAUAAUCUUAUUGCUUUUAAUUAUAGCUUUUUUAAUAUAGUUAUCUGUACUGAUGAUACUUUUCUAUCA
Messenger RNA from Cynara cardunculus var. scolymus (artichoke), 2864 nucleotides. Its product is annotated as probable methyltransferase PMT26. The record is from RefSeq and is a predicted model, not a curated record. Bases 178 to 2538 code for a protein of 786 amino acids. The transcript is spliced from 9 exons. Gene Ontology annotation, cellular component: cytoplasm; endosome; trans-Golgi network. NCBI's taxonomy places the organism in Eukaryota, Viridiplantae, Streptophyta, Magnoliopsida, Asterales, Asteraceae. Gene Ontology annotation, molecular function: methyltransferase activity.